Closterium sp. Naga37s-1 is the source of this 1293-nucleotide messenger RNA. NCBI's taxonomy places the organism in Eukaryota, Viridiplantae, Streptophyta, Zygnematophyceae, Desmidiales, Closteriaceae. The record is from the annotation of a GenBank genome assembly.
AUGUCCGUCCUACCACCGCAUCCCUUCUCCCCAGUCUCUCCCUCGCCCUGCCUUCCUCUUCCGUCUCUUCGUCCUCGCUCGUCCCGCAGCCUCCCCGCUCCUGCGAUGGUGAUUGCUGGUGCGCCUGAGCCGUCGCCAGAGCUCGUUGCCGCCUGGUCGGCUGCGGCUGCCAAGCCUCCGGCGGGGCCCGAAAGGGUGACCAUAGCGACGAAGCCCCCUCUACCGCCGGCUCCGAAACCCUCGACAACAGCCUCUGAAAGGACUCCUCCCCACGCACCCGCGGAUCCCCUUGCCGCGCAAGGGGCUGGCCUGUCUGCCCCUGCCGCUGUUCCGUCUGCUCCGCCUGCGGCCCUUGGCCCCCUGGCUCCCCUUGUCGAGCCGUCGGUGUCUGCCCGUGUUGGGGGUGUUGCUGAUCCCCCUGCACCUGUCCUUGGCGCCCCUGUUGCACCGCCCGCUUCUGUCCCCGGCGUGCCUGCUCCGGCCUCUGCUUCGUCACUGAAGGCGGCGUCCGCCACCACUGGCGGACCGGCUCCGCUGAUUGCGCCCUCAGCGGCGGGUCAGCCCGCACCUGCUGUGACGCCAAUGGCCCCGGCAGGUCAGCCGUCACGCCCUCCGUCACCUGACCGUCGCUCAUCGCGCCCCCAUUCCCCCGCGCCCCAUCAGGAGCGCAAGUUGUCUCGUCGCCGUCGUGAGUCCCUACGGCGUUACCAGCAACAGUCGCACUGGCCGGCUCACCCCGGAGGUCAGGGGGAUUGGAGGGGUCCCCGUGCUCGUGGCGGGGGUGUGGGGUACCGCCCGCCCGUGACGAUGGCGGAUCUUCAGCGGGAAGUGUCGAGGGCGGUUCAUGAGGAGAGGGCGGCGCAGAGCCAGAGCAGUUCGAUGCGCGCCUCGCCUGCCCACGAGGCUCCUCGUCCGGCCGCGCUCCCCGCGAACCCGCAGCCUGUCGCUGCACCUCCCCCUCAGAUCCAUGCGCCGCCAGUUCCUUCUCCCGCUGUUUCGGCACCUGCUCCUGGCUCUCGUCUCCAUCUGCCGCCGGUUCCGCCCGUUGCGGGAGUGGAGUUUGUGGCCGCGGGUGGUGGCGCGGCGGCGGCUUCGUAUGCUCUCCAUGUUGAUGCUGAGGAGCCGCUCGCAGAGGCACUCCAGCCUUCGCAGACCCGUGUUCCCGAGGCGACACUCGGCCAGCUCCACCGCCUCGCGGAGAGUCUCGACGCGCUGCUGCUGAUUCAGCUUGCAGUGCUGCUGGCGCCCGUGCUGGCUGCGCCCGUGGAGGGUGGCGCUGCUGCUGCGGGAUAG